AUGGAAUGUGUAAGACAUAGGAUUAAGAUGGAAUUAGUGUCUUGUACUCGGCGAUUUCAAAAAUUAGUAAAUAAGCCGACAAUUAAAUAUAUGACAUCGUAUAAUGAAGAUUUAUCGGCAGUUUCUAUGGCUAAUACAAUUAUAAAAUUCGAUAAGCCUAUUUAUAUUGGUUUUUCAGUAUUAGACAUUAGUAAAACUUUAAUGUAUGACUAUCACUACAAUGUCAUGAAGAAACAUUAUAAUGAAAAUAUAAGGCUUAUGUAUACUGACACAGAUUCAUUGAUAUACUAUAUUCUGACGGAUGACUUUUACGAUGACGUGAAGAACAAUCCAAACCUAUUGGAACGGAUGGAUACGGCUAAUCUACCACAGGAUCACCCAUGUUAUGUUGCGGAACGUUCUAAAGUCCCUGGAUACUUUUCUGACGAAAUAAAUGGACUUGUAAUGUCAGCUUUCUGUGCGCUCCGAGCAAAAUCAUAUGCUUAUAAAAUCGAGGGCAGAAAAUCUAUCGGGGUAAUUCCGGCCAUUAAACCGAAAGAAGAGGUAAGGGCGAAGGGUAUUAGAAAACAUGUGGUUGAUAACCAUAUGACGUUCGAAGACCAUCGCAAGUGUUUGUUUGGUGAGAUGGUUAAAGAAACAUACAAACAGUUUAACGUAUCCAUACGUUCGUUCAAUCAUAAAUUAACAACUAUUCGAUCCAACAAACUAACAUACAAUAGUUACGACGAUAAGCGGGUUAUACUCGAUGAUAAAAUAAACACAUUGACUCACGGUCACUAUAGUACAAAGGGGUCUGAAGAGGUAGAGCGAUUGGAUUUAGAGUUGAUUGCAAUGAUGGUUGAUGGUGGAUACUAAGUUUUAAAUAUACUA
This is a messenger RNA of Myzus persicae (green peach aphid), 870 nucleotides long. RefSeq lists its product as uncharacterized. Bases 1 to 855 code for a protein of 284 amino acids. The record is from RefSeq and is a predicted model, not a curated record. NCBI's taxonomy places the organism in Eukaryota, Metazoa, Arthropoda, Insecta, Hemiptera, Aphididae. The transcript is spliced from 4 exons.